Messenger RNA from Cucurbita pepo subsp. pepo (vegetable marrow), 649 nucleotides. Its product is annotated as zinc finger (C2H2 type) family protein. Lineage: Eukaryota; Viridiplantae; Streptophyta; Magnoliopsida; Cucurbitales; Cucurbitaceae. Gene Ontology annotation, molecular function: nucleic acid binding; zinc ion binding. The record is from RefSeq and is a predicted model, not a curated record.
AUCCUCCUCUGAACAAUCUCUCUUUCUCUCUCGCUAGGGUUCUCUGGCGGAAGAACCGCCGAAUAAAACCCUAAAUCUUACUCAGAUUCUUCCGUAGUUAGGCUCUCCGGACUCCAAUCCAAGAAGAUGGGAGGAAAGUGCCCUCACAGAAGCGUCAAGAAGCGGAGAUACUCGCACAAGACCGCUAGGCGUACGAAAUUUCUCAUCAAUGGCGACGAUAUGGUUUACGAUGCGUUGAAGAAACCUGAGGUGGAGAGGCCUUCUCUACCUGUUGAUGAAGACUUGCCUGGAAUGGGGCAGUACUACUGCUUGCACUGCGACCGAUACUUUGCGAAUGUAUCUGUGAGGGAUGAGCAUUUCAAAACCAAGCGUCACAGGAAGCGGGUAAAACUUAUGAUGGGUCCUGCACCCCACACGCAACUGGACGCCGAUUUAGCUGCUGGGAUGGGCAUGCCUGAUAAUGGUCCAAAGCUUAUGGCAAUGUGAGCUUAUCACACAACUGAAAUCAUUUUUGGUGUUGUAGAGAGCUUAGAAUGAGGUUUGUUUCUUGUUUAACCAAAAGGAUCAAUUUUAUCAUACAUUUUAUGCCCAUGUAUUGUAUUUUCCGAGUUCGUUUUAUGAAUCAAUUUUAGCUUCGUAUUUCACACCA